CAGAGCUGUGCGGGGAGGGGGCGGGAGGAAGCGAGGGAAGGGAUCUGGGAGGGAGGGGGAGGUCGGAGAGAGAGGCGGGUGCCAGUGGAGAAAGUCCUCGCUCUCCCGCUCAUCUUUUCAUUGCUCUCUCUCCUUCCCGCAGACAACCCGGACCUCCUCUGGGCGCCAGCUCCUCGGCUCCAACCCGUCCAGAAUCAAGCGGGAUUUUUUUUUUCUUUCCCUCUAGAAAUUGGCUUUGGUGUGUCGCCCGCCCUCUCCCCUCCUCCUCGCAACUCCUCCCCUCUUUUUUUCCUCCUUCUUCUUCUUCCUGAGACAUGGCCCGGGCAGUGGCUCCUGGAAGAGGAACAAGUGUGGGAAAAGGGAGAGGAAAUCGGAGCUAAAUGACAGGAUGCAGGCGACUUGAGACACAAAAAGAGACGCGCUUCUCGCGAAUUCAGGCAUUGCCUCGCCGCUAGCCUUCCCCGCCAAGACCGGCUGAGGAUUUUAUGGUUCUUAAGCGGACUUAAGAGCGUUGUUUCGGAUUGUUAAGAUUCCCGUUUGCUGGGUUUUCCUCCCUCAAUCGUGCUCUCCCGCGGCUGCCUGGGGACUGGCUCGGCGAAGGAGGAUGGAGAGGGGGCUGCCGUUGCUGUGCGCCACGCUCGCCCUUGCCCUCGCCCUGGCGGGCGCUUUCCGCAGCGAUAAAUGUGGCGGGACUAUAAAAAUUGAAAACCCGGGGUACCUUACAUCUCCCGGCUACCCUCAUUCUUACCAUCCAAGUGAGAAAUGUGAAUGGCUAAUCCAAGCUCCGGAGCCCUACCAGAGAAUCAUGAUCAACUUCAACCCACAUUUCGAUUUGGAGGACAGAGACUGCAAGUAUGACUAUGUGGAAGUGAUCGAUGGAGAGAAUGAAGGUGGCCGCCUGUGGGGGAAGUUCUGUGGGAAGAUCGCACCUUCACCUGUGGUGUCUUCAGGGCCAUUUCUCUUCAUCAAAUUUGUCUCUGACUAUGAGACCCACGGGGCAGGAUUUUCCAUCCGCUAUGAAAUCUUCAAGAGAGGGCCCGAAUGUUCUCAGAACUAUACAGCACCUACUGGAGUGAUAAAGUCCCCUGGGUUCCCUGAAAAAUACCCCAACAGCUUGGAGUGCACCUACAUCAUCUUUGCACCAAAGAUGUCUGAGAUAAUCCUAGAGUUUGAAAGUUUUGACCUGGAGCAAGACUCAAAUCCUCCCGGAGGAGUGUUCUGUCGCUAUGACCGGCUGGAGAUCUGGGAUGGAUUCCCUGAAGUUGGCCCUCACAUUGGGCGUUACUGUGGGCAGAAAACUCCUGGCCGGAUCCGCUCCUCUUCAGGCAUUCUAUCCAUGGUCUUCUACACUGACAGCGCAAUAGCAAAGGAAGGUUUCUCAGCCAACUACAGCGUGCUGCAGAGCAGCAUCUCUGAAGAUUUCAAGUGUAUGGAGGCUCUGGGCAUGGAAUCUGGAGAGAUCCAUUCUGACCAGAUCACUGCAUCUUCCCAGUAUGGUACCAACUGGUCUGUUGAGCGCUCCCGCCUGAACUACCCUGAAAACGGGUGGACACCAGGAGAGGACUCCUACAGGGAGUGGAUCCAGGUGGACUUGGGCCUCCUGCGAUUCGUUACUGCUGUGGGGACACAGGGUGCCAUUUCCAAGGAAACCAAGAAGAAAUAUUAUGUCAAGACUUACAGAGUAGACAUCAGCUCCAACGGAGAGGACUGGAUCACCCUGAAGGAGGGAAAUAAAGCCAUUAUCUUUCAGGGAAACACCAAUCCCACGGAUGUUGUCUUUGGAGUUUUCCCCAAACCACUGAUAACUCGAUUUGUCCGAAUCAAACCUGCAUCCUGGGAAACUGGAAUAUCUAUGAGAUUUGAAGUUUAUGGCUGCAAGAUAACAGAUUACCCUUGCUCUGGAAUGUUGGGCAUGGUGUCUGGACUUAUUUCAGACUCCCAGAUUACAGCAUCCAACCAAGGAGACAGGAACUGGAUGCCAGAAAACAUCCGCCUGGUGACCAGUCGAACCGGCUGGGCCCUGCCACCCUCACCCCACCCAUACAUCAAUGAAUGGCUCCAAGUGGACCUGGGAGAUGAGAAGAUAGUAAGAGGUGUCAUCAUUCAAGGUGGGAAGCACCGAGAAAACAAAGUGUUCAUGAGGAAGUUCAAGAUCGCCUACAGUAACAAUGGUUCUGACUGGAAAAUGAUCAUGGAUGACAGCAAGCGCAAGGCUAAGUCUUUUGAAGGCAACAACAACUAUGACACACCUGAGCUCCGGGCCUUUACACCUCUCUCCACAAGAUUCAUCAGGAUCUACCCCGAGAGAGCCACACAUAGUGGGCUCGGACUGAGGAUGGAGCUACUGGGCUGUGAAGUAGAAGUGCCUACAGCUGGACCCACGACACCCAAUGGGAACCCCGUGGACGAGUGUGACGAUGACCAGGCCAACUGCCACAGUGGCACAGGUGAUGACUUCCAGCUCACAGGAGGCACCACUGUCCUGGCCACAGAGAAGCCAACCAUUAUAGACAGCACCAUCCAAUCAGAGUUCCCGACAUACGGUUUUAACUGCGAGUUUGGCUGGGGCUCUCACAAGACAUUCUGCCACUGGGAACAUGACAGCCACGCGCAGCUCAGGUGGAGGGUGCUGACCAGCAAGACGGGGCCCAUUCAGGACCACACAGGAGAUGGCAACUUCAUCUAUUCCCAAGCUGAUGAAAAUCAGAAAGGCAAAGUAGCCCGCCUGGUGAGCCCUGUGGUCUAUUCCCAGAGUUCUGCCCACUGCAUGACCUUCUGGUAUCACAUGUCCGGCUCUCAUGUGGGUACACUGAGGGUCAAACUGCACUACCAGAAGCCAGAGGAAUAUGAUCAACUGGUCUGGAUGGUGGUCGGGCACCAAGGAGACCACUGGAAGGAAGGGCGUGUCUUGCUGCACAAAUCUCUGAAACUGUAUCAGGUUAUUUUUGAAGGUGAAAUCGGAAAAGGAAACCUCGGUGGGAUUGCUGUGGAUGAUAUCAGUAUUAACAACCACAUUCCUCAGGAGGACUGUGCAAAACCAACAGACCUAGAUAAAAAGAACACAGAAAUUAAAAUAGAUGAAACAGGGAGCACCCCAGGAUAUGAAGAAGGGAAAGGCGACAAGAACAUCUCCAGGAAGCCAGGCAAUGUGCUUAAGACCCUGGACCCCAUCCUGAUCACCAUCAUAGCCAUGAGUGCCCUGGGGGUGCUCCUGGGUGCAGUCUGUGGAGUUGUGCUGUACUGUGCCUGUUGGCACAAUGGGAUGUCGGAAAGGAACCUAUCUGCCCUGGAGAACUAUAACUUUGAACUUGUGGAUGGUGUAAAGUUGAAAAAAGAUAAACUGAACCCACAGAGUAAUUACUCAGAGGCGUGAAGGCACGGAGCUGGAGGGAACAAGGGAGGAGCGCGGCAGGAGAACAGUGGAGGCGCAGGGACUCUGUUACUCUGCUUUCACUGUAAGCUGGGAAGGGCGGGGACUCUGUUACUCCGCUUUCACUGUAAGCUCGGAAGGGCAUCCGCGAUGCCAUGCCAGGCUUUUCUCAGGAGCUUCAAUGAGCAUCACCUACAGACACAAGCAGGUGACUGCGGUAACAACAGGAAUCAUGUACAGCCUGCUUUCUUCUCUUGGUUUCGUUUGGGUAAUCAGAAGCCAGUUGAGACCAAGUGUGACUGACUUCAUGGUUCAUCCUACUUGGCCCCCUUUUUCCUCUCUUUCUCCUUACCCUGUGGUGGAUUCUUCUCGGAAACUGCAAAAUCCAAGAUGCUGGCACUAGGCGUUGUUCAGUGGGCUCUUUCGAUGGACAUGUGACCUAUAGCCCAGUGCCUAGAGCAUAUUAGCAUAACCACAUUUCAGGGGACACCAAUGUCCGCUUUUGCAUCGCUACGUGCAGCGAGCACAGGAAAAAGAAAAAAGAAAGAAAGAAAAAGAAUUAGACUAUUUUGUUUGCAAAGUACUGUGGCCUCAGUACCCAUCUAGCGUGUCAGCUCUGUUUACCAAGCAAUACCGACAGAUUUUUCUUGAUGUUUUCCAGUGUUGUACUGAAUCUCGUGUUUGUGACCUCCAUUCAGAGAUACCAUACCCUGCAGCCACCAAACUGCUAGCACCCGGGUGUCCCGCUGAUGACCACCACAAAAGUCUUCGGCACUGGCUAGUCUUCGUCCUCUCAAGUGCCUUUUUGUUUGUGUACUGGUUCCUUGUGUCCCGUGGAUGACCCACUCUGUUUCUGGUGAAAACCCUUCUCUUCAAUCAGACCUGGUGGCCCACUGACUAAGAAGAAAGUAUAUUUUAGUGUGCUAUGCCAACCCCGGGAAGGCAAGGGCUCUGAAGACCUGGCAAUGUGGCUUAAUCAUUCUGAUUUUUUCCGAAGUUCAAUGUCAAUGUCUCUUGACCCUUUGUAUAAAGCUGCAAUGUUCUCUCUCGUUCUUUCCUAUGGGAUGUAUUUUCAGAUACAAACUCUCAGUUCUUUCUUUCCUUCUUCUCUCCUUUUUGCCUCUGGAAAGCGAAGCAUUUGCCACUGUCCAGAAUGAACCUUGCAGCUUUAACCUGCUGGCGAUGGCAAACAAUUUUACUAGACUUUAUGUUUUAAGAUAAUUAAAUAAGGGGAAUUCCUAACUUUGUCCUCCAGAGUCUAACUUUGGGUUUCUUGUUAACUGGUUAAAGUGACAGUAUCUUUUUUCCUUAAGCCACAUGCUUAUACAUUCUGAUUAGACUGAUGUCUGAUAUAAAUGUCUGCAUCUAAUGGAAAUCAUAAGUUGAAAGAGAAAAGAGUACCAACUGGCUUUCAGAUGAGACCCGCAGGAAGCACUGUAUAAAAUCCCCAAGUCUAAAAGGAUGUGAAAACUUUACAUCCAAAUAUGCAAAAUGAGCCCUGAAAAACCUUCUUGUUUUGUUAUUAGGUCAGAGGAGGAUAAUGAAAAGAAUAGCUCAUUUAAGAAAUAAACAAUUAUCAUGAUGCCUGAGGCAAAACAAUUUUAAGACCAGUCACAAGGGGUACAUAAAACCAAACAAAUGUUUAGAACAAUCCAUUCAGCAGAAACCCUGAGAAAAAUAAAUUUUAAUGAAUGCUUCUAGAAACAUCCAAUGGCUCAUAAAGAAAAAAGCCUACCUUAGGACUGGCAAGAUAUUGGCCUCGACAGCACAGAGAGGUAAUAUCUUAACCCAAAGCAGCUUCCGGCUGGUGAAUUUCUGUCUUGAUGGGCUGUCCAUAAGAACUCCCAGCUCUUUCCCUUCCUAGUGUGGCUGCAGGUCUCCCUCAGUUACAUUUCUUAGAGAUCACAUUUGCUUACUGGACAAAUGGUUUUUGUUCACGCUGGUUUAGUGAGAUUUGAGAAUGUCUUUUUUUCCAGGGAAGUAUUGAUCACUAAAAUAAAGGAUAUGUUUUUAUUCCCAGAGGCAUCAAAUUCACUUGUUAUAAUCAUUCUGGGGGGAAAAGCAUUAAGUAAGACUUUGUUUCUAAGGCAACAAACUUGACCAGUGUCCUCAGCCAAGGAAAAAAUGAUACUGCAACUUUAAAUUUUAAAGUACCUUGCACUGAUAAAUAUAUUUAAAAGUUAUAUGUUUAUAAAGUUAUUAAUUUGUAAAGGCAGUGUUACAAAAUGUUCAGUUUAUAUUGUUUUAGAUUGUUUCGUAAUUUUUAAAGGUGUAAAAUAACGUAUUUUUUCUUUAUUGAAAUCUAUAAGACUUUCCGUAGUAAGAUGUCUCGUUUUUUCUGGUAUAUUAUUGCUUCAUGUUUUGUACCCUCAUAAAAUUUUGUGCAAAUUUUUUUUACAGAAAUUUUUAUUUUCUAUGAUGAUAUGUAUGACACUUGUAAAUUGUUUCAAAAUGAACAGCGAAGCCUUAACUUGAAAUUUGUAUUCUCUGAGUAGCAUAAAAACCACCUAGAAUGAACUGUAACUUAAGCUCGAAACUACACAUUCCAAAGAAGCAGUUGAAUUAAACAUUUUCAUAAAAAUCCCAAA
Molecule: messenger RNA, 5958 nt
Organism: Rattus norvegicus (Norway rat)
Lineage: Eukaryota; Metazoa; Chordata; Mammalia; Rodentia; Muridae
Source: RefSeq, a predicted model, not a curated record